Microthlaspi erraticum is the source of this 1239-nucleotide messenger RNA. NCBI's taxonomy places the organism in Eukaryota, Viridiplantae, Streptophyta, Magnoliopsida, Brassicales, Brassicaceae. The record is from the annotation of a GenBank genome assembly.
AUGUUGGUCUUGGCCUUGUAUGCCAUUGUUGUACAUACAAGUGCCCAAUACUCACCAGCAUCACCACCACCGUAUGUUUAUACUUUUCCCCCGCUUCCGCCAUAUAGCUCCCCAUCACCUCCUCCAUACGUUUACAAACCUCCUCCAUAUGUUUACAAACCUCCUCCAUAUAUCUACAGCUCUCCUCCACCACCUCCUUAUGUCUACAAUUCACCACCUCCACCUCCUUAUGUAUAUAGCUCUCCACCACCACCGCCAUAUGUCUACAGUUCUCCACCACCACCGCCAUAUGUCUACAAGUCUCCUCCACCACCUCCCUACGUCUAUAGCUCUCCACCACCACCUCCCUAUGUCUACAGCUCUCCUCCACCACCACCAUAUGUCUACAGCUCUCCACCACCACCUCCAUAUGUAUACAAGUCUCCUCCACCACCGCCAUAUGUCUACAGCUCACCCCCACCUCCUCCAUAUGUCUACAAGUCUCCUCCACCACCUCCCUACGUCUAUAGCUCUCCACCACCACCUCCCUAUGUCUACAGCUCUCCUCCACCACCACCAUAUGUCUACAGUUCUCCACCACCACCUCCAUAUGUAUACAAGUCUCCUCCACCACCGCCAUAUGUCUACAGCUCACCCCCACCUCCUCCAUAUGUCUACAAGUCUCCUCCACCACCUCCCUACGUCUAUAGCUCUCCACCACCACCUCCCUAUGUCUACAGCUCUCCUCCACCACCAUCAUAUGUCUACAAUUCUCCACCACCACCUCCAUAUGUAUACAAGUCUCCUCCACCACCGCCAUAUGUCUACAGCUCACCCCCACCUCCUCCAUAUGUCUACAAGUCUCCUCCACCACCUCCCUACGUCUAUAGCUCACCCCCACCUCCUACAUAUGUCUACAAGUCUCCUCCACCACCUCCCUACGUCUAUAGCUCUCCACCACCACCACCCUAUGUCUAUAGUUCUCCUCCACCACCGCCAUAUGUCUACAGUUCUCCACCACCACCUCCAUAUGUAUACAAGUCUCCUCCACCACCCCCCUACGUCUAUAGCUCUCCACCACCACCUCCCUAUGUCUAUAGCUCUCCUCCACCCCCACCAUAUGUUUACAGUUCUCCACCACCACCUCCAUAUGUUUACAAGUCUCCUUCACCACCACCAUAUGUCUACAGCUCACCUCCAUAUGUUUACAAGUCUCCUCCGCCACCUGCUUACGUCUAUAGCUCUCCACCAAUAUAUUAA